This is a messenger RNA of Plasmodium fragile, 594 nucleotides long. RefSeq lists its product as uncharacterized. The record is from RefSeq and is a predicted model, not a curated record. NCBI's taxonomy places the organism in Eukaryota, Apicomplexa, Aconoidasida, Haemosporida, Plasmodiidae. The transcript has a single exon. Bases 1 to 594 code for a protein of 197 amino acids.
AUGGGGGAGAAGAAACCGGGAGCACCUCCAGGCAUAAAGGGUCCCGUUGUAGAGGGAAAGUGCACAAUGUGUGGGUAUACGGGCUAUACUCACAAUGUUGAAGCGGUAAAUUUGAGCAUAGCACAGUGGUUGAUGGAACAAGGACACAUAUUGGGAGAAAUACAGGCACUGGAGACGGAAAUGCCCUGUAGCCAGUAUUGGCAAAAUUAUAUUAAGGGGGACGCACCACAGGGAGACCGCGAUAUCAAUAAAAUUUUGACCGAAACAGGAAAGGAGCAAAAGCAGAACGUGGAGAAGGACAUAAAGGACAAAUCACAAGGGGUAUUAGAAAAAGCGAAGAAAGCAGUUCAGGACAAAAUUAAAGAAAUGGAAGAUAAGAAUACGCAGGCAGUAAGACGAUUCAUAAGAAUAAGGAUGAUACGGCCGAAUACGAAUACACGACCGCUACCGAUAAACGGUCGAAUAGGGAUCAUACGGCCCGUACGACACGGCUACGACCGAAUACGAAUCAUACUGCCGAAUAUGGAUUCCGCCACACCACAACACGCACACACGGGGGGAAACAACGCACACGAUGGGGAACAGCACCGCUGA